CUGGGUAUAUAAGAAAUGUCACCCCUCAGGAAGAUUAUUUUACACAGCAAGAGCACAUACGUGUACUACCCACUAUCUCCUUUUUAACCCCUGCAGCCGACUAUUGCGCACGCGAGACCAUUUUGGGGGGAGUUUACAGCCAUUUAUACGGGUGCACGCGUCCAAUAUGGAAGACUACCACAAACCAGACCAGCAGACUGUGCAGGCGCUCCGGAAUCUCGCCAACCGGCUCCGUAUCAACUCCAUCAAGGCGACCACUGCAGCGGGCAGCGGUCACCCAACAUCAUGCUGCAGUGUUGCGGAGAUCAUGUCUGUGGUCUUCUUUCAUACCAUGAAGUACCGACCUGAAGACCCACGCAAUCCCAACAAUGACCGCUUCAUCCUUUCCAAGGGUCAUGCCGCCCCUGUGCUGUAUGCCGCAUGGGCCGAGACAGGCUACCUGAAGGAGAAUGAGCUAUUCAACCUACGCAAGGUUGACUCCAUCCUCGAGGGUCACCCUGUCCCGAGGCAGCAGUUUGUAGACGUUGCCACCGGUUCUCUGGGCCAAGGUUUGGGAGCUGCCUGUGGAAUGGCCUACACUGGGAAGUACUUUGACGAGGCCAGUUACCGGGUGUUCUGCCUGCUGGGUGAUGGCGAGCUGUCCGAGGGCUCGGUGUGGGAGGCCAUGGCCUUCGCUUCCUACUACCAGCUAGACAACCUGGUGGCCAUCUUGGACAUCAACCGCUUGGGUCAGAGUGACCCGGCGCCUCUACAGCACCACGUCGAGAAGUACCAACGACGCUGCGAGGCCUUCGGGUGGCAUGCCAUCAUUGUGGAUGGUCACAGUGUGGAAGAGUUGUGCAAGGUCCUCAGCCAGCCCCGCCACCAGCCUCUUGCUGUCAUUGCCAAGACCAUUAAGGGCAAAGGCAUCCAAGCGGCUGAGGAUAAGAUGGGCUGGCACGGCAAGCCUCUCCCCAAAGACAUGGCUGAAGGUGUGAUAAAGGAGCUGCAGAGCCGCAUGGUCAGCUGCAACAAGCGUCUCUACCCUUCGCCGCCCAACGAGGACGUUGCACCGGUCAGCCUGCGCAACAUCCGCAUGCCCAACGCACCCAGUUACAAACCCGGAGAGAAGAUUGCCACCCGCAAGGCAUACGGCGUGGCUCUGGCCAAGCUGGGCCGCUACAACGAGCAUGUGGUGGCACUUGACGGAGAUACCAAGAACUCCACUUUCUCUGAGCUCUUUAAGAACGAACACCCCAACCGUUACGUGGAGUGCUACAUCGCCGAGCAGAACAUGGUGAGCGUGGCCAUAGGCUGCGCCGUCCGGGACCGCAACGUGGUCUUUGCCAGCACCUUCGCUACCUUCUUCUCGCGGGCCUACGACCAGCUACGCAUGGCUGCCAUCUCUGAGAGCAACAUCAACCUGUGUGGCUCCCACUGUGGCGUCUCCAUCGGAGAGGACGGUCCUUCUCAAAUGGGUUUGGAGGAUCUGGCCAUGUUCCGAGCCAUUCCCGGAGCCACAGUCUUCUACCCAAGUGAUGGUGUCUCCACUGAAAAAGCUGUGGAGCUUGCUGCUAACACAAAGGGGCUGUGUUUCAUCCGAACCAGCCGCCCCGAGAACAGCAUUAUCUACAACUGCAAUGAGGACUUCCAUGUUGGACAGGCAAAGGUGGUUUACAAAACCAAUGACGACCAUGUAACCGUCAUCGGUGCGGGGGUGACACUCCACGAGGCGUUGGCCGCAGCUGAACACCUGAAAAAAGAGCGAAUUCACAUCCGUGUGAUUGAUCCAUUCACUAUUAAACCUUUGGACUCCAAGACCAUUAUUGACAACGCCAGGGCCACCAGGGGACGCAUAAUCACUGUGGAAGACCACUACUAUGAAGGUGGUCUGGGUGAGGCGGUGUGCUCGGCGGUGGUGAACGAAAGCGGUUUCAGCAUCCACCGCCUGGCCGUGUCGCAGGUGCCCCGCAGCGGCAAGCCUCACGAGCUGCUCCAGAUCUUCGGCAUCGACCGCGACGCCAUCGUUCAGGCUGUCCGCAAGGUGCUCAGCGGCACCGCCAACGCCAAGUGAGAGCUCGGGCAUAUCUCCGUGGUGACAACAAACACGUAACUGGUUGAGAUAAGAGGGGGGACUUCUGUGCAGUCACUCUUCAUGAAAAUGCCCCUUUCCAUUGAGAAAUAAAAAUUUGUCAUUGUUGUUGGUUUGACACCCUAAAUAUGUUCUGUUGGCACAUGCACACCUCGAAGGCCCCUCCUGUUGUUUCCCAGCAAAAGUUCUGCUGUUGUGUGGAAGUGAAAGAAGUUAUGUGUACGGUAUUUUGUUUUUUGUUUUUUUUCAAUCCAUUUUGUGGAACCCCUCACUUCUGGGGUGCGACGCCACAUACACUCUCAAUUGUACACCCACCCACUCGUGGCGACAUGGUUUGUAUCAGCGCACUGACUGCUUUUAAAGCCCGUCUUAGCCCCCACUUACAACAAGAUGCCCUCACACCAAUAAAAUGAUGCUUUCUUCACCACUCUUUUCUGACUAUUUUUUGCAGUACAAGCCAAAUGUCUGAGAAAAAAAAUUGCUUCGGGUUCUUCUUAACAUACACAAA
This is a messenger RNA of Corythoichthys intestinalis (scribbled pipefish), 2579 nucleotides long. RefSeq names its product transketolase-like. Bases 167 to 2053 code for a protein of 628 amino acids. Gene Ontology annotation, biological process: pentose-phosphate shunt, non-oxidative branch. NCBI's taxonomy places the organism in Eukaryota, Metazoa, Chordata, Actinopteri, Syngnathiformes, Syngnathidae. The record is from RefSeq and is a predicted model, not a curated record. Gene Ontology annotation, molecular function: transketolase activity; thiamine pyrophosphate binding. Gene Ontology annotation, cellular component: extracellular exosome; endoplasmic reticulum membrane. The transcript is spliced from 15 exons.